Molecule: messenger RNA, 1090 nt
Organism: Megalops cyprinoides (Indo-Pacific tarpon)
Lineage: Eukaryota; Metazoa; Chordata; Actinopteri; Elopiformes; Megalopidae
Gene: colec10
Product: collectin sub-family member 10 (C-type lectin)
Exons: 6
Coding region: 10-828 (272 amino acids)
Source: RefSeq, a predicted model, not a curated record
AUAAAUGCCAUGGAGAACCAAAGCUGCAGCAGGAAACUCCUUGGACUGUUGGUGUUGUUGGAAACCUUGGCUUUCAUCUGUGGAACAGAAGUCUGUUCAAACACGAUACUUCCAGGAUCUAAAGGCGAUCAAGGUGAUAGCGGGGACGAAGGUGACCAUGGAAAGCUGGGAAAAACAGGCCCUCCAGGACAAAGAGGAUUGAGAGGGGAGCUUGGGAGCCAGGGAGAGGAGGGACGGACUGGGAAGCCGGGCCCUGCUGGAGAGAAAGGAGACAAAGGAUUUCGAGGAGCUGAUGGACCCAUUGGUCUCAAAGGAAAACCUGGCACGACCUGUGACUGUGGAAGAUACCGGAAAGUUGUCGGACAGCUGGACAUCAACAUUGGGAAGCUGAAGAACUCUGUGAAGUUCAUGAAAAAUGUUAUUUUAGGUAUCAAGGAGACAGAGGAGAAUUUCUACCUGAUUGUCAAAGAGGCCCGAAAAUUCAGAGAUGCUCUGAUGAACUGUAAACUCAGAGGAGGGACCUUGGCCAUGCCAAAAACUGAAGAUGCCAAUUCCUUGAUCGCAAACUAUGUCAGCCAGGCUGGCCUCACCCGCGUCUUCAUUGGACUGCGCAGCUUGGAGCAAGAGGGCCUGCAUGAAUACACAGACAGCUCCCCCCUGCAGAACUACACAGCCUGGGCUCCUGGCAAACCUAGAGACCCGCCCACAAAGGACAACUGUGUUCAGAUGGCCAGCACAGGGGCCUGGAGCCAGGUGGACUGUGACAUCACAAUGUACUAUGUCUGCGAGUUCCUCAAGAGGAAGAGAGCUCCUGCCACUGAGUUGUGAGGUCAUAAUGGGAUAUAAGGUCAUGAUGCAGUGCCUACCAUGAGCAGUAGGAUGGCUGGAGAGCUGAAUUUGCAACCAAAGGAAGAAAAUCUGUGCUCUGUAGCAAAGUACUUAACCUCAAAUGCCAGACAACAGCAUGUGUUAACAAAUAAAUAUGAAAUGCUCUUACAGUGUGAACGUAAUGUCUGGUGAUGCAGGCAUGACAGAUAUGUUCAUGAGGGGAACAUAUGAAUAAAAUUGUCAUAGUGCUUGAUAUAACCUA